AUGGAUUUAUAUAUGGAAAAAACAUUAAGGAUUUUAGAAAAUAAUGAUAUUCAUUUAUUAGGAGUUACAUGCUUUUUUAUUUCUUGUAAAUUUGAAGAAAUCUAUCCAGUAACAAUUAAAAUAAUUGAAGAGAAAAUUUCACAUAAAAAACUCAAUGAAAAAUAAAUAAAAGAAAUGGAAGCAGAUGUUCUUUUAACUUUAAAUUUUAAUUUAUUGGGUUGUUCUAUUUAAGAAAUAGCAAUUUAAACAUUAACCUUAUUAAAUUUUUAAGAAAAACUAUCCUAAUAAGAAUUCUCUUACGUUAAUAAAAUGUGUGUAUAUUUUUCAAAAAUGGUUCUGUUUGAUUAUGAACUUAUAAAAGUUAAUUCUUAUUAAAUUUUAGCCGCUGCAAUCUUGUAUAUAAUUUUUAAAGUUGUUUAAUAAAUAAAUUAGUUUUUCUUAGCAGAUUAAAAUGUAUAUUUUUUAUUAUUUUUUUAUUUAUUUUUCAUAAGAUUUAACUUGUAUUAAACACUAUGA
Ichthyophthirius multifiliis is the source of this 516-nucleotide messenger RNA. RefSeq names its product n-terminal domain protein. Gene Ontology annotation, cellular component: cytoplasm; cyclin-dependent protein kinase holoenzyme complex; nucleus. Gene Ontology annotation, biological process: mitotic cell cycle phase transition; regulation of cyclin-dependent protein serine/threonine kinase activity. The record is from RefSeq and is a predicted model, not a curated record. The transcript is spliced from 2 exons. Gene Ontology annotation, molecular function: cyclin-dependent protein serine/threonine kinase regulator activity. Lineage: Eukaryota; Ciliophora; Oligohymenophorea; Hymenostomatida.